CCCCUCUGCUCUCUCGCUCGCGGCCAUCAUGGACGCGCCUCCUGCGGCCUCCAACGGCCUCGCUGCCGCCGCCUCGCACGCAGCGUCGUCGGCCCUCUCCUCCUCCUCCUCCGCCGCCGCCGCCGCCGCCGCCGCCGCCGCGCCCGCCUCCCGGCUGCAUCUCAUUUCCGACGAGCAGCAGUUCACACCCUCGCUGGCCGAGUCGCUGCAGCAAUGGCACCUCCUCGACGCCGGCUUUGCAUACAACCUCUGCGCCGUGCUCGGCUCGCAGAGCACCGGUAAAUCGACGCUGCUCAACCGCCUCUUUGGCACGAGCUUCGACGUCAUGGACGAGCGCGUGCGCGGACAGACGACGAAAGGCAUCUGGCUCUGCCGCGCCCUCUCCUCUCCCCUCCUCGUCAUGGACGUCGAGGGCACCGACGGGCGGGAGCGCGGCGAGGACCAAGACUUUGAGCGCAAGUCUGCCCUCUUCAGCAUGGCCAGCGCCGAGGUUCUCAUCGUCAACCUGUGGGAACAUCAGGUGGGCCUGUACCAGGGCGCAAACAUGGGCCUGCUCAAGACGGUGUUUGAGGUCAAUCUGGCGCUGUUCCAGAGCGGCAAGGGGAGAUCGUCCAGCACAGGCCGCGACAAGACGCUGCUCUUCUUCGUCAUUCGUGACCAUGUCGGCGCGACGCCGCUGAGCAACCUGCGCGAGACGCUCCUGGCGGAUCUGGCGAGGAUCUGGGAUGGGCUGAACAAGCCCGAGGGUCAAGAAGCCUCUCGCAUCACCGACUUUUUCGAUCUCUCCUUCACCACGCUGCCGCACAAGCUGCUGCAGCCCGACGAGUUUGAGCGGCAGGUGGCGCAGCUGCGCGAGCGCUUCGUGGAGCGUGACCAUGCCGACUUUGUCUUCAAGAAGGAGUACCACAAGCGCAUCCCGGCCGACGGCCUGCCCAUGUAUCUCGAGACUAUCUGGGAGCAAGUCAUGACGAACAAAGACCUCGACCUGCCCACGCAGCAGGAGCUGCUGGCGCAGUUCCGCUGCGACGAAAUUGCCUCUGCGGCAUUUGCCGUCUUCACCACGGGCGCAAAGGUGUUCAAGAAGCCCAUCGAGGCCGGCCAGGUGCUUGAGACGCUCGGCGCCGAGAUGGGCGCGCUGCGCAGCGAGGCGCUAGCUGCAUUCGACAAGGCCGCCUCGCGCUACCACGCCGAAGUGUACCGCCGCAAGCGCAGCGAGCUGCUGGAGAAGCUCAACGCGACGCUCUCGCCCCUCUUCAUGGGCCAGCUCAAGAACACGCACAAGCUCGUGCUCGCGUCCUUCCGCUCUGCCGUGCUCGAGCGUCUGCGCGGCGACACGUACGACUUUGCCGACGUGGUCUCCUCGGAGCGCCAGCGUGCCUUGGCGCGCUUCGAGGCGGCGGCCCAGGCCGUGCAGCUUGCGGAGACGGACUGGAGCGUGGAGGAAGAGACGCAGCAGCUGGCGACUGCGAUUGAUGCCAUUGCGGAUCAGUGCCGCGCCGAGGAGACCAAGAAGAUGCUGGCGCUCAUCGAGCGCGCAUUGAAGAAGGCCAUUGCGGAGCCGACGGAGAUGGCGCUCGCAAGCCCGGGCACGGAGAUGUGGGACGGCGUUCUGGAGGCGUUUGGCAAGGCUCUCGCACAGGCUGAAGCGACGUAUCUGCGCAAGGCCAAGAGCUUCAACGCCACGGAGGAAGAGAGUGUGCUGGCCCUCGCGGCGCUGCGGCGCCGAGCCUGGCGUGCUCUGCGCGCCAAGCUCGACGAACAGACGGCCGACUCGUUCCUGGCGGCCAAGCUGCGCUCCGUGUUUGAGGACCGCUUCCGCUACGACGAGGCCGGCACGCCGCGCGUCUGGUCGCCGACGGAUGACAUUGAUGGGCUGUAUCGCGCGGCUCGAGAUGAGACCCUGGCACUCGUGCCUCUCUAUGCACGCAUCGAGCCCACCAACGCCUCGCUUCUCCCGUCCAUUCCGUCCACCGCCGACGAUCCCUCGCACGCCGCGCUCGUCGAGCGUGGCGAGGAGGAGGAGUUUGACUUUGACGCGUCGCUGCUGCUCUUUGGCGAGGCGCGCAAGGCCGACGUGGCGGCGCGGCUGCGCAAGGAGGCCGAUGCCUACUACGUCGAGGCAAAGAGAAGCACCGUCUCUUCGAUUGCCCAGGUGCCCGUGUGGAUGUACGCGGUGCUUGCGGCGCUGGGAUGGAACGAGGCAAUGGCCGUGCUCCGCUCGCCGCUCUACUUUGCAUUCAUGCUCAUCCUCCUCGCCAGCGCGUACGUCGUGUACCGCCUCAACCUCUCCGGCCCCCUCGUGCAAGUCUCAAAGGCCGUCGGCCGCGAAGUGCAUCGCCUCGCAGACGGCGCGCUGCGCGAGCACUUCCAGCAGCCACUGCCUCAGCCCGCCAUGCUGCGCGACGACUCAGCGCCGGCGCCUUCGCGUGCUGCUGCACCGGAGAAGGCGGCGGUGCGAGAGCAGAAGGCGGCGCCGCAGCCAGAGGAGAUUGAGCUGAGCGAGCGAUAGGCUGGCAUGCAGGAGUGUCGACUAUGUACUACGAGCGCUGCGCGUCUCGGGGCAAGCAAUGAUGACAUUAAGGAGAUUCUA
Molecule: messenger RNA, 2590 nt
Organism: Tilletiopsis washingtonensis
Lineage: Eukaryota; Fungi; Basidiomycota; Exobasidiomycetes; Entylomatales
Product: root hair defective 3 GTP-binding protein
Exons: 9
Coding region: 29-2509 (826 amino acids)
Biological process (GO): endoplasmic reticulum membrane fusion
Cellular component (GO): endoplasmic reticulum
Molecular function (GO): GTP binding; GTPase activity
Source: RefSeq, a predicted model, not a curated record